GACACAUUUACACUAAUGAUAAAGAUCAGUGGUUUGCAAAAGUUUUAGUUGACAAUAAAUAUGUUAUGCCUUUUCUUGUUGAUACAGGUGCUGAUGUAAGUUGUGUCUCUAGAAAUAUGUUGUCUGAUUUCUACAAAAAUAAAAUGUAUGUUUGCCAGGAGCCCAUAGGGGGCCUGAUAAUAAAAAACUAGAAAUUGAGGGUAAAAUUGAUGUUAAUUUGACUUAUAAUGAGAAUAUGUGUUCAGAAUCUUUAUAUGUUGUAAAAAAUCUAAAGGUGCCUAUCCUUGGUCGGCCUGGAAUUAUAAAAUUAAAAAUGCUUAAUAUUAAUAAAAAUAGUUCACGUUAUAUUAAUAACUUAGUAUCUAAAAAUAUAAAUGCAUUUGGGGCAGAAUCAGAGACCUACAGUGCUAGCAAGUACUCAUUAGAAACGAUAGCUGAGUCAUUUCAAGGAAUAUUUGAUGAUAUUGGGGAAUUUAAAACAGAAAUGAAACUUGAGCUAAAAUCUAAUGUUCAGCCAUUUGCUCAGUCAGUACCACGAGUAGUUCCAUUACCACUCAUGCCCAAGUUAAAAGUUGAGUUAGACCGUCUACUUCAGUUGGGUAUAAUAAAAUCAAUUGAAGAACAUACCAGGUGGGUAAGUCCUAUUGUUUGUGUACCAAAGGGUGACUCUGUUAGGUUGUGCGGAGAUUACACAAAACUUAACCAAAGUGUAUUAAGAGCUUAUUUCCCACUUCCAAAAAUAGAGCAUACUUUGGCUCAACUGAAAAAUUCAAUAAUAUUUUCUAAGCUCGACACAACUAGUGGUUACUUCCAAAUUAAACUGAAACCAGAAAGCCAAUUGCUAACUACAUUCAUCACACCAUUUGGUCGAUACUUUUUUACACGUCUUCCCUUUGGAAUUUCAUGUUCUCCAGAAUAUUUUGCACUUAGGUUUUCUAAGAUUCUUUCAGGUAUGAAAGGGGUAGUCUUUUAUAUGGAUGAUAUUUUAAUCCAUGCUAGUUCAGUCAAAGAACAUGACGAAAUUUUAAACCAAGUUCUAAUAAAAUUACACAGUGAAGGUAUAACCCUUAAUAAAAACAAAUGUGUCAUUGCUGCUAAGUCAGUCAAGUACUUGGGGCAUAUCAUCACUACUUCUGGGGUUAAAAUAGAUCCUGAACGGGUCAGAGCAAUUAGAGAAUUCCCAGAACCAGAAAAUAAAACAGAACUUUUAAGAUUAUUAGGUAUGAUUAAUUUUGCGGGUAAAUAUAUUAAAAACAAAUCUGAAAUUUUAGAACCUUUAACAUCUCUUCUAAAAAAGGACUCAGUAUUCUUAUGGGGACCUGCUCAAAUUCAAGCUCUAAAGACUCUAAAAAAAUGUUUAGAAAGUUCCCCAAAUUUAUCAUAUUUUGAUGCGAACAAAACUAUUGUUGUAAAUUCAGACUCUAGUUGUUUUGGCAUAGGAACUUGUCUGAUGCAAGAAAAUCUAGAUAAAUCUCGCGAAAUAGUGGCAUUUUCAUCUCGAUUAUUAAGUCAAGUAGAGGGUCGAUACGCGCAGAUAGAAAAAGAAGCCCUGGCAAUUACGUGGGCAGCUGAAAAGUUUGCUGAUUAUAUAACAGGGGUCAAAGAUUUGAUUUUUGAAACAGACUCAAAACCCCUUGUUCAAAUUUUACAGACGAAAAAUGUGGAUGAAUUAUCUCCUAGGUUGCAGCGGUUUCGGAUGAGAUUAAUGCGUUACAAUUAUAAAGUAGUUUACAUCCCAGGAAAACAGUUGGUUGUGUCAGACGCACUAAGUCGAAGUCCCAUAAAAAAUUCUGUACCUAGUAAUGAUGAGUUGACAGGUAUUGAAGUCGAGGGGUAUGUUAAAUCGGUAAUCCGUAAUUUACCCAUAAAAGAUCGGUUUAUAAAGCAAAUAAUCGAGGAACAAAGCAAUGACCCUGUUUUACAAAUAAUAAAACAAUAUACGUUGACUUCAUGGCCAGAAAAGUCUAAAAUUCCUGUGCAUGUUUUGCCAUAUUUUCAAUUCAGAUAUGAUAUAUCAUUUUGUGAAAAUUUGUUAUUAAAAAGUUCUCGAAUUAUUAUACCAGCAGCUUUACAACUUAAAUGUCUAGAAUAUAUUCACACAGGUCAUCUGGGGGUAGUCAAGUGCAGGGACAGGGCUAAAUCUACAGUGUGGUGGAUCGGGCUGUCUUCUCAAAUAGAAAAAAUGAUUAGAAAUUGUCCCAAUUGUGUGGAAAAUCGUGAAAAUAUAAAAGAAACUUUUUACAAAGAAGAAUCAUGUACCCGACCUUGGGAAAAGAUAGCGCUAGAUCUUUUUAAACUGGAUAAAUGGUUCUUGAUUGUCGUGGACUACUACUCCAGAUAUUUUGAAAUAUUUGAGCUCAGUUCCAUGACUGAAAUUGUUAUUAUAAAUCACUUGAAAGGUUUAUUCUCUAGAUAUGGUAUUCCCAAUAUUGUGCGUAGUGACAAUGGACCACAAUUUUCAACAUUAUUUAAGAAAUUUGCUUCAAAUUAUAAUUUUAUUCAUGUAACUAGUAGCCCAUACUUUGCACAGAGCAAUGGAUUAGUUGAACGGGCAGUUAAGACUGCUAAAGAACUAAUCAAAAAGAAUAGUGAAGAUAUAUUUUUAGCGCUCUUAGCCUAUAGGGCUACACCUUUAAGGUGUGGACUUUCACCAGCAGAGCUGUUUUUCUCUAGAAAAUUAAGAACUAAUCUACCACAGUUGUCAUUAAAUUUGGAACAAUCGGUUGUUAAGGGGGGAGUGUCAUUAAGAGAAAGGGAAAAUAAGGAAAAACAAGCAGAUAAUUAUAAUAGUAGACACCGAGCCAAGGAUAUGCAACCUUUAUAUGUGGGCGAUUCUGUCUGGAUUAUUGAUAUUAGGCAAUAUGGAAAGGUAAUUGAAAUUUGUGAAGAACCACGCUCUUAUGUUGGUCAAACUAAUAGUGGUCAAUUCAGACGUAACAGAUGGCAUUUGGUCCAGGCACCUUACUAUACUCCUGAUACCAGUAACCAGUUAGUUCCUAAGAAAUUUGUUGACGGCAGCGACUUAGCAACUCCAGGCUUCUCCCACAAAGAAAAGGAGAAUGAGAAUAUAAAUAAUUCCUCUGAUACUUUAGAGACUAUACAUGGGAGUCAGAGUUGUGGAGUCGAUGCUUCACCAAAUAAAAGUGAUGUCCAAAGUGAACACUUACCUGUACAGGAACCUGAUCUGUUAUUGAGGCCUAAAAGGAACAUUAAAAAGCCAAUUUACUUGUCCGACUAUAGUUGUUAAGUUAUGUAUAUUAUGUUAUGUUAUGUAUUCAUUCUAUAUUUGCUGGGGUCCUGGAAUUCUCAUAGAGAGCUCUGUGGCUUACCUCAUUUAAAAAGAGGAGAAUGUAGAGUCAGCUCAGUAUGCAACCACUUAUACGUUUCCUUCAGAAACGUAGUCGGUACUUGAGACAGAACCUCUUUGGGGAGAACGACAGGAUGUCAAGAUGGGAGUGGAAGUUAGGUUAAUAAUAUGGAUUGUCGCUUGGAAAUAUAAUUGUAAUAAAGUGCUAAAUAAAGAUUGUCUCAAUAAUUCUACAGUAAUAACUUAGUAAUUAAUAAUAUUCAUUAGUCAUUUAUAAUAAUAUGUAGUAAUAUUUAGUAAUUUAUAAUUAGUAGGUAGUAGUAAUAGUCGUAAGUAGUAAUUAAUUUAGUGAUAAUAAUAAUAUAAUUGGUGCAUCUACAGAGACAGGUUUAUCUUCACAUAUUAAAAGAGCAAGAAUUGGAGGAGAACAUUUUAAAAAUGAUGCUCUCAGAUGAAGGUAAACCAAAAAAGAGUAAAACUGAUGAAAUGUAUGUGAAUAGGGUUGAAGAAGGAUACCAAACCAAUUUAAUAAGUAAAUAUAUGGUUGAUAAUGAGACCAAGUUUCAUAGUUUCUUUCGCGUGACGAAGAACCAGCUCCAUUUCUUGUUAUGUGCUAUUAAGGAAGACAUAACGAAAUCUCCUACAAGAAUGGUAAAGAGAAUGAUAACACUAUAUAUAACACCAGAAGAAAAACUUGGUGUCACAUUAAGGUUAUCGGUUAUCCAUGAAAAUGAAAUAAAUAUAUGAAAUGUGAUGACCAAUGACCACGCGACGCUACAUAGAUACUCGCGCGGCAAAUUUGAAAAUGAACGCAAAUUGAAUAGUAAAUGGCCUCUCUUAAAAUCUUGUAAUGGAAAAUUUUACCCCUCCAGGAAGACAUUGUACUAUGUUCAUAGAAUAUCUUGUGGUAACUUUCCACCCAUAAUUUAAUCAGAUAGAUGUUCACGGAAUCCGGAAUAGAACGGUAGUCUGGAAUGUUUUGUGUUGUUAGGAUUAAACUUUUAUUUUAUUUAUUCUUGAAUAUUUCCUAUUGUAAAACAUUGUAACCAAUAAUUUACAAAUAAGAUUUUCAUUACAUUACAUAAAAUCAAAAACAUGUUUUGGAUAUUAAACUAUAUAGUUUAUAAUUGUAAUAAUUGUAUAUACAAUUUUGAAUUAAGAUUUAAUCUUUUCGAUUUAAACUACAGUAAAACCUGUGUUACCGGCCCCCUGCAAACACCGGCCACCUGUACUAACGGCCAGUUUAAAAAUUCCCCAAACCAAUUACAGUAAAACCUGUCAGUAACGGCCACUAAAAAUGAAAAAGCUAUUGGCCGAUAUAGAAAGGUGACCGGUAUUGCCAGUUUUUGUAGUCUAGAUAUAAUUGGUUUGGGGAAUUUUUAAACUGGCCGUUAGUACAGGUGGCCAGUAACACAAGUUUUACAGGAUAUCUAGACUACAAAAACUGGCAAUAACGGCCACCUUUCUAUAUCGGCCAAUAGUUCUUUCAUUUUAGUGGCCGUUACUGACAGGUUUGACUGUAUUUCAUUAACGUAAAGUUAACGCGUAAGUUGAUAUUUUAUUGAAUUAUUUUGCUAUUUGAUCCCGUAAUUGGUAUAAUGUGUCCAAUAUAAAAUAUAUAAGCGUUCAUAAAACGUCCGUAUUUCGUCCAGUAUGGACGUCCAAAGGACGUUCAACGUCGGACGUCCAUAUUUAUUCCGUCCGAAGGACGUCCAACGUCGGUCGUCCAUAUUUAUUCCUUCCGAAGGACGUCCAACAUGGGACGUCCGUUUAUAGUCCAUGGACGUAAGGACCAAAAAUGGACCUAUUUUGGACGUCCGAAGGACGUCGUAUGCUAUUAGGGUAAUAUCUAACCAAGCAUUUUAAGACCUUUUUAUUAAUUUUUCGAUGAUAUAUUUGUGUUUUUAGUUUGUUCAAAAUAUUCUAGAUUAUUGUACACUAUAAUAGAUAGCCAACUAAAUAAACACAAAAUUUUUAUUUUUGUUACAGCCUGUAUAUAAGUUUACCUAUAUAUACAGUGCAUUACGCACCACCUUAAAAAUUGGGCAUUUUUGAUGUCUCGAAUUUCCUAAACCUGUUGUCCCAUCUAAGUGAUUUUUUUAUAAUAAUAUAGCCCGAGGCUAUAGGUUACUUCCUUAUGCUUGUCAUGCACGGGGAGCUAUACUGUAAUAUAUAUUAUAUCACAUCGCUCUCUAUAGUAAUGAGUGAGCCUGCACAUACGGAACCAUUAGUUCCCUGUCUGCAGGCUCACUCAUUACUAUAGAGAGCGAUAUAAUAUAAUAUUACAGUAUAGCUCCCAGUGCAUGACAAGCUUAAGGAUGUAACCUAUAGCCUAGGCUAUAUUAUAAAAAAAUCACUCAGAUGGGACAACAGGUUUAGAAAAUUCGAGACAUCAAAAAUGCCCUAUUUUUAAGGUGGUGCGUUAAUUUCUUGGAGAAGUGUAUUGUAAUUUAAUGUAAAUAAUGUAAUAUCCAAUAAUUGUAAUUUAAUAUAAGAUGUAAUAUAAGUUCCUUAAAAA
Diabrotica virgifera virgifera (western corn rootworm) is the source of this 5825-nucleotide messenger RNA. RefSeq lists its product as uncharacterized. The record is from RefSeq and is a predicted model, not a curated record. The transcript is spliced from 2 exons. Gene Ontology annotation, biological process: DNA integration. NCBI's taxonomy places the organism in Eukaryota, Metazoa, Arthropoda, Insecta, Coleoptera, Chrysomelidae. The coding region runs from base 236 to 3247 and encodes 1003 amino acids. Gene Ontology annotation, molecular function: nucleic acid binding.